AAAUUUGCUGAGUUGGACUCGAUGUUACUACCGAAGUUACUCCCACCGUGGCUAGUCUUAUGUUACUCCCACUAUGACUAGCCUCAACGCAAGAUGAAAUUUGCGAUCCAUGUCAGCGAUCCGCGCCAUCUCUCCCCGGAUCGCCAUCUUGACCGUCCACUUGUGUAUGGAUCCGACGGCAGGCUGCACCCUCCUCGCUUGUUAAAUCCCCCUUCCAUUCUUCCCCACUCUCACCACCAGCAGCAGCCGCCACCACCGCUCCUCCUCCAUUUGCAUCUCAGUCAGCUCCAAGAUGUCCGGUCGUGGCAAGGGCGGGAAGGGCCUCGGCAAGGGCGGCGCCAAGCGCCACCGGAAGGUGCUGCGGGACAACAUCCAGGGCAUCACCAAGCCGGCGAUCCGGCGCCUGGCGCGCCGGGGCGGCGUGAAGCGCAUCUCGGGGCUCAUCUACGAGGAGACCCGCGGCGUGCUCAAGAUCUUCCUGGAGAACGUCAUCCGCGACGCCGUCACCUACACCGAGCACGCUCGCCGCAAGACCGUCACCGCCAUGGACGUCGUCUACGCGCUCAAGCGACAGGGUCGCACCCUCUACGGAUUCGGCGGCUGACCUGCGCCCGCUGCUGCUCCAUCGAGUCGACUCUGCUGGAUGCUGCUGUUCCUCUGCUAUGGUUUCGUUUCUGGGUGCGUGCGUUGUUGUUCCGUCGAUCUGUGUAGUUAGUGGAAGGCGAUGGAUCUGAAUGCAAUCGAAAUUGUUGGUUCUUGCAAGAAAUGAAUCUGAAUGCAAUGGAAAUAUAUGUAUCGCAUCUCGCUAUGAUUGUA
Triticum dicoccoides is the source of this 816-nucleotide messenger RNA. Its product is annotated as histone H4. NCBI's taxonomy places the organism in Eukaryota, Viridiplantae, Streptophyta, Magnoliopsida, Poales, Poaceae. The record is from RefSeq and is a predicted model, not a curated record. Gene Ontology annotation, cellular component: nucleosome. The coding region runs from base 293 to 604 and encodes 103 amino acids. The transcript has a single exon. Gene Ontology annotation, molecular function: DNA binding; protein heterodimerization activity; structural constituent of chromatin.